This is a messenger RNA of Drosophila santomea, 942 nucleotides long. RefSeq names its product accessory gland protein Acp29AB. The record is from RefSeq and is a predicted model, not a curated record. The transcript has a single exon. NCBI's taxonomy places the organism in Eukaryota, Metazoa, Arthropoda, Insecta, Diptera, Drosophilidae. Bases 39 to 887 code for a protein of 282 amino acids. Gene Ontology annotation, molecular function: signaling receptor activity.
AGUUCAUUAUCAAGUUCGCACCUUAGUGGUUGUCCACAAUGCUUGGGUCCACGAAAAUUAUUUUGUGCGCAUUUGCUUUGCUGUAUCCUUACGGAUCCUUGAUCGAAGCCCAGGAUGGCAGGGGCUACGUGUGCCUGUUAACCGAUCCUGCGAACCAGUGCAGUGCAUACUGUGUGUCCGCACUGCAGCCGGUCAUCGAUCAUCUCUCGCAGGAGCAACAGGAUCGGGGAACCUGCGAAGUGAAACUAAAUGAAACUGUGGCGAAACUGGAUCAGAUAGGAGACCAGUUGACGGCGACACAAAUUCAAAUAGAAAUCCAUAACGCACUCCUUGUGAGCAAUCUUACGAAGGCAAUCCCCCAGGAUCUUGAGCAAAGACUGAAGGGCAUAGAAGGCAACCAGUCAGCGCUAAGUAGUCAGUUGAAAGAUGGACAGAAGAGCACGGCAAGCCAGUUGACAGCCAUUCAGAAGACUCUCUCCGAGAUCGAAAGGAAACUCGUGCUGCAGAGGUACCAACAGAUAGGAUCAAGGUAUUUCUACAUCGAACACAAUUUAGUGGUGAACUGGAGGACCGCCGAGCAGAUGUGCAUUGACAUGGGCGGCCACCUCGCAGCCUUCCAAAAUGAGCAGGAGUACAAUGCCAUAGCGGGCCAAUUGAACAAGGCGAACUACUGGCUGGGAGUCAACGAUCUGGCCAAACAGGGCGAGUUUAUAUCCCUGGCCUCCGGCAAACGAGCCACCUACUUCAGGUGGCGCAAAAAUGAACCCAAGUAUAACAAUCCCACCCAGCACUGCGCUUACGUUUUUGGACACGAAAACGUAAUGAUUGUUCUAUCCUGCACCACUGACCUUAUGCAUUUCAUUUGCCAAUCGGACAGUAAUGUCUAAUUAUUAAGUAUUAAAUUUACACAUGUAUAAAUAAAUAAUCCCAUUAAGACAUAAA